Molecule: messenger RNA, 2381 nt
Organism: Vollenhovia emeryi
Lineage: Eukaryota; Metazoa; Arthropoda; Insecta; Hymenoptera; Formicidae
Product: odorant receptor Or1-like
Exons: 6
Coding region: 1136-2284 (382 amino acids)
Biological process (GO): detection of chemical stimulus involved in sensory perception of smell; sensory perception of smell
Cellular component (GO): plasma membrane
Molecular function (GO): odorant binding; olfactory receptor activity
Source: RefSeq, a predicted model, not a curated record
GGUACACAUUUUACCCAGCAUAAUACAAUGUAAGUUUCGUAUAUAAGAGUACAUAUACAAGCGGCACUAAUUUUAGCAUGGAGGCACGGAAAAGGAACUUCUCAGUUUCAGCACAUGUAAUAUCGCGCGUGGGGUUGUCAUGUAGUUAUUAAUUGUGUAUAUUUGUAGCCGGUAUACAUGUAGACUUAGAAAAUAUCUAAAUAUUUUAUACAUUGCCAUUGUCGUUACAUUAUCUCGUAUUUUAUGCAAAGUACGGUUUUGUGAGAAAUACGAUCUUCCAUUCAAUUCUGAUAAAUAUAUAAAUAUACAAAUGUUUUAUUCGAUGGGAAUGACAGUAUGCGAGACCGCAAAGAACUGCAUCCCUCAACGGUUAUAAGUAAGCGAACACGCAAUUAUAGUAUUCACGGAAAAGAACAGAUCGUUAUAAAUGUCUAAUAACUCUAUGUCGAUUUUUUAAUAACAUAUUAUUAAUGGUACUAGGGCUAAAAAGUGGAAGCAUGUGAAAGUGUACUUAGUCUGUCGGUUGACGUGCUCAGUUAUAUUGAAUGUAAUUUAUGAAGGUUUACAAUAAUAAAAUUAUAUGUCAUAUCACUUCGCACGAAUGGUACAUUGCAUUGGUGACAAAGUAAAUGUCUAUACGUGAUAUUAUCAGUGACACAUCUGUAGCACGUGUCGGGAAACAUAACCGGAACUUUUAAUAAAUCCGCCAUAUUCAACAUUUCUCUAAUUUUCUUUUUAGAUUUUAAAGACAUCGUACACAGCAUUUAACGUACUUUUAAAUAGGUACAUUGAAAUAAGAUCGCUCAAUUCUGAAUCCAAGACACGUUGUGAGCGAUGUAUGUGUUAAAAGAAUGAGAUUUGUCAGAGAUAUUUACGUGCAGUGUUUCGCGUGGGAUUUAAACUUCAAUUUGUGGAACUUACUAAUCGCAUACUGCAUUUGAUAGAAUUUUAUACUAUCUUCUGUAUCUAAAUUCAAUUUUGACUUAUAUAACUAUACAACCGGACAUCUAACAAGAAUAUAUAAAAAGCGAUAUCUUUUAGCAAAGCUUGACACCACUUUUUAGACUGUUUUACAUGUAGAAAAAGACUGACUUUUCACCAUUGAUAAAUUGCCCGUAAAGAAGGAAUCUCAAAUAUGCAAAUACUUUCUCUGAAUUUUUUAAUAUAUACCAUUUGUGGUAUGUGGCGACCGACCGAAUGGUUAUCAAAUGGUGCCAAAUUUCUGUAUAAUAUAUUUACUUGUAUUGUCCUAAUCUCGGAAUACUUUUUCACGUUAACUCAAUUCCUGGAUCUCCUCUUUGUUGUUGAUAACAUCGACGAUUUCGUUGCUAAUUCUAUAUUUUUAAUAAGUGUUGCUGCUCUUAUAUAUAAAGCGACACUUGUCGUAACACGUCGCAACGCGAUCAUUAGCUUGGUGCAAGUAUUGUUGACAGCGCCAUGUAAACCUCAAGAUGAGGACGAAGUGGCAAUACAAACAAAGUUUGAUCAAUUUAUCAGAUCGUGCUCAAUGAAAUAUUUGCUUUUGUGUACAAGCUCCCUUACAGGCGUCAUAAUAGGAUCGGUAUUAAAUAUUAUGUAUGGUCAACUGCCGAUUCGAACAUGGCUGCCAUGGAAUGUAACCAAUGUACCUCUAGUGUUUUGGAUUAUAUCGGUUCAGCAAAUUAUGAGUGUAAUUUUCGGCACUCUCAUAAAUGUCGGCACGGAAACAUUAAUCUUUGGGCUGUUUAUACAAACAUGUGCCCAGAUUGAAAUUUUCGAAAGUCGUCUCCAGAAAUUAAUAAUUAAUAUAACAUAUCUGGAUACGCUCUCGUUAUCUAGUAAAGACAAAACCAGGAUGUCGGAAUCCAUACGUCAUCAUCUCAGCAUUUACAAAUAUGCCAAAACGGUAAACGUUACUUUCAGUAAAGUACUCUUCAUUCAGUUUUUUGUUAGUACAAUGGUAAUAUGUAUAAGUGUCUAUUAUAUGUCAACGCAUAUUACGGAAUUGUCUGAGAUUACAACCUUAUUAGCGUAUACCAUUUCCAUGUUUGUACAAAUCUAUAUCUAUUGCUGGUCCGGAAAUGAAGUCAUACUUAAGAGUCAGAAUAUAGGAGACGCUGUUUAUCAUAUGGAUUGGCCAUUACUGUCAGUCAACGAAAGGAAAGCAUUGCUGAUGAUCAUGAUGCGUAGCACUAUUCCUAUAAAGUUCACUAGUAGCUUUUUGAUAACUUUUUCUCUUCAAUCAUACAGCAAUAUUUUAAAGACAUCAUACUCGGCAUUUAACGUACUUCAAACACGAACUUGAUGUCACGAAAUGCGUAUAAAUGACCUAUAAUGCACUUAGAGAACAUAAAUUUUGUUUUCUUUAAAUUAUAGUGACACUAAAUCUGUGUCUAAAAUUC